Molecule: messenger RNA, 2894 nt
Organism: Hemibagrus wyckioides
Lineage: Eukaryota; Metazoa; Chordata; Actinopteri; Siluriformes; Bagridae
Gene: slc43a3a
Product: solute carrier family 43 member 3a
Exons: 13
Coding region: 767-2314 (515 amino acids)
Biological process (GO): transmembrane transport
Molecular function (GO): transmembrane transporter activity
Source: RefSeq, a predicted model, not a curated record
GUCAUGAUUGACGUGUGAGUGAAGAGAUGACAGAUAUGCGAGUUAUUUUUAAAAAAAAAUAACUCUCAAUGACCCAGAAACAUUGUCUUUCUUAUUCACCUUAUUGAGAUUGUGAUUGAAGCCCGAAAGGGUCAAGUCAGUGCUUGUUCAGACAGACAAACCAGCUCAAAAGCAUGCUGCGAGCCAACAGGCAACACUGCUUGUGAACGCUAUAAUGAACCAUGAAUCAACUUACUGAGUCGAUUCUUUUUAAUCACAUGCUUCUGUUAUUAUUAGUACGUUUGAUUUCUUACUACUCAACGAGUAAAGCAACCAGAAAUAUAACAAUAAGGAAAUCAGACAACUUAUCGAGAUUCGGAUGUGGUGUGGUGAAACCUGAACCCCACCGCUUGAGAAUCGAUUCCCACUUGAAUCUUUAAAAUUGAAUAACUCGCUUGGCAGCUGUACAAUGCGGAGAGCUCAAGCUUACAGGAAACGGGCACUGCGGAUUUACCGGAUAACGUUGCUUUUCAGAAGUGGCUCUAUUAGUAUCCAUGAAGAGGCUAAACCUAACACACUGUACGGAUGUCUGGCUCAAAAGUGUGAUCUGUUUUAUCUUGUCCUUCCAUGCUGCGUCUCUCCUUCAACCUUCAAGUCCUCACUGUACUAUCAAACUGGAGCAUCUGGUAAAAUACCAGCAACUGUGACGGUGGUAUGUAAACGCCUGAUUGAAGCUUGUAGCAGGUUCUAAGGUAUUUUUGAAGACUCGGUGUUGCAGUACAGCACGAUGCUUGUCUGUGAUGGGGAAUCAAGAGCAUGGGUUCGAUACAAACUGACCCUUGUUACAGGACUGCUGGAGUGCCUGUGCUUUGCUGGGGUUGUGUUUGGAUGGGCUUCUCUUGUAUUUGUUCUGAAGACAGAUGGGUACUUUAGUGAUCUGUGUGUCAAUGUGACUGAAGCAAAUGGUACAACAUAUAAAGACUGCAGUGCUCAGGAUGAGCAGUUCUCUCUUAUCUUCACUGUUGCGUCCUUCAUGAACAACUUUCUAACUUUCCCUAACGGCUUCCUUUUUGACUUGUAUGGAACGAUGGCUACAAGACUUCUGGCAAUAUUCCUCUAUACUACUGGGACGUUGCUUGUGGCGUUUUCAAGUAAAGCUCUCGCCUUCCUACUUUUCCCUGCUCUUUCUUUCAUUACUGUGGGCGGCAUUUUGUUACUUCUCACAAACAUGCAGGUGGGAAACCUUUGUGGUACUCGUCGCUCGACUAUCAUUACUCUCUACAGUGGUGCUUUUGACUCCUCAUCUUCAGUCUUCCUCAUCAUUAAGGUCCUGUAUGAGAAAGGGGUUUCUCUUCAGAACUCUUUCUUCUUCCUGGCUGCCUGUGAUAUCAUUCAUCUACUGCGAACUCUCUUCCUGUUACCCAAAUCACACAUCCCUUAUCCAGUCCCAGAGAGCUACACUUACGGGUUAAGUUGUCGUAAAUCAAAGAGUUACAAUUUUGAAGAAAAUGAACUCCAUCAGGACUUGAAUUCUGCACCAGACCAAGCAAUACAACACACAAGCGGAGACAGUAACCCACCACAGGCAGAUGCCUUGCCUCAGGAGGACGUCUGCAAAGGAAGCGAAGAUAGCAGCUUUAAGAGCUGUGUUCUGUCCUGGUUCUUUCUGUGGCAUCUGAUAUGGCUUUCCGUUAUGCAAUUGCGUCAUUUUCUUUUCAUCGGAACACUGAACCCAAUGCUGAACCGACUGGCAAACCAAGACCCAGCCACUGUUAGCCGCUACACCAAUGCCUUUGCCUUCACUCAGCUGACCGGGAUUCUCUGUGCUCCAUGGAAUGGAUUGUUAAUGGACAGACACAAGGGGAAGGCACUGAAGUCAGGAGAGACAGAGAAAGAAGCCGACCUGCGCUCGUCCAUUCUGUCCCUCUUCCUCACCGCUCUGCAGUGCCUUCUCUUCUCUGUGUGUACAACCAUUCCUAUUCUUCCUUUGCAGUACGCCACGUUCUUUCUGCAGGUCCUCAACCGAUCCUUCCUGUACGGCGGAAAUGCUGCAUUUAUCAGCAUUGUGUUUCCUGCCCAACACUUUGGAAAGCUGUACGGUCUCAUGAUGUCCCUCUCAGCUUUAGUGGCACUGCUGCAGUAUCCUUGUUUAGCUUUGGUCAAAGCUUUUGAUGGGGAUCCCUUCUAUGUGAACCUUAUUUUGACCAUUCUGAUGCUCCUGGCUUUCAUCCAUCCUCUGAACGUCUUCUUUCACUGUAGAAGCCUGGCCACAAAGAAAGGAAACACACAGAGCAUGCAGCAUGCUGACUCUUUAGGAGGAGAAUCUACACUAUAGAACCAAAUACAUAUAUAAUGAUCAGAAAAAAACAUUUCAUAUGCCUAUUUUUGCAAAAUGCUGGAUUUUUUUUCUACAAUGCAAUGCAAAAUUAUGCAUUUUUCAUGAUGCUGCACCAUGACACUUUUUUUAUUCUUUAAAUACUAUAUGAAUUAAAAUGGCACGAUAAGGCAAUCUUAUGUGAAUAUUUUUUUAUUUUAGCUGUGAAUAUAGAACAGAGACUGCAUGCCAAUGACAUGACAAAAAGGAAUGGCUAAUAAACACAGACACACAAAAAAGGAAAUAGUUUUAGAAACACACUGCAGUUCUUUUCAUCAGUGUAUUAAGCAUCUGUAGUGGCAAUGCUCAUGCAAAGUUUAGACCAGAAAUUUGUGGAAUUGUUUUGCUGCACCCAGUCAGAUAUAUUCACAUCCGUGUGCAAAUAGAUAACAACCAAUCAGCAUGCCAUAAAAAAAACCCAGUGUAUUGGAUAUCAGAGAAAACAUAUUGGAUAUCAGAUUCUGUAACAAAUGGGUACCAAUGGAACUGGAAUUGACAAAAAAUAUUUGUAAAUACAAAUAAAAAGAUACAUAUAAAGAAA